Molecule: messenger RNA, 3486 nt
Organism: Puccinia triticina
Lineage: Eukaryota; Fungi; Basidiomycota; Pucciniomycetes; Pucciniales; Pucciniaceae
Exons: 11
Coding region: 1-3486 (1161 amino acids)
Source: RefSeq, a predicted model, not a curated record
AUGACUCUCAAGGCCGUCCACAAGAGAAGGUCCAUCCAAGUCGGAGCGCCCCUCUCACUGCCCGCCGCCACCCCCCAGAAACCCGCCGAGAAGAACGGUAAUUGGGACCAUCCUCCACCCAAGACGGCCGCACACCCUGAGCCGGCUUGUAACGCGCACAAGAAGAAACGGCUGAGUGCGAGCUGUUCACUCACCAACAGGCAGAAAAACAACAAGAACCCAGUCGUCGUCAGUCCCGAAUCUCAAACGAAGCGGGGCGAACAAGUAGUGAUGAUGGAGCAUCUGAAGGAGGAACACCAUGCUGAAAUCCUGCGGAUCAAGACCCAUUUAAACCUCAUCCAUUCCUUCAACCUACUCGUCAACCUCUCCAGACUCACUCUUCUGUCGUUCAACUCACCCGCCAUCACACAAGAUGCGCAACCGCCGCUUGGCGAACAAAGUGGGCAAGUAACGGUCGAUUUGGAUAAGAGUAAUAAAGACACAAACGGGCGCGAGGACGACGAAGCGCUAGAGGCCAGCUUCUAUCAUCUAGCUCUGUUUCGCUUCGAGCUUUGGCUGGGAAGAAUCGCAGAUCAUCUACCCAAAUCGCUUUACAAAUUCAAGAGGCCUGCCCAGAAAACUAACAGCCACUUCAAGAAAGAAGAGUACGAUAUCGAGCUGACGUUGGACUAUUUGCCGCCACUUGAUGUUCUGUUCGUUUGGUAUUCUUACUGUCUCAACUCGAGGAAUUACUAUGAGGAUGGCUUUAGAUUGUAUCCAAUCUUGAAACAUCUACAAUUUCCUCUAGAAUUAGCGGCAUCGGAAUACGACUUGUUUUGCCCCAAGACCAACGUCGAGAAAUUAGGGGCAGCAAGCCAGAUCAGCGAAGAAGAUGCGCAACAGUUAAUCAACAGGAUCAAACAAUUAUCCGACCACGGGCACGCUGGGAUUACCUUAAAAGACGGUAAACACUUCAGGAAUCCGAGCGCGCUCUUGGGAUUACUCUCUCCCAAAAGCUUCAAUUCCACAGCGGGAUCGAAUGCGAGGAAGCUUUGGAUUAGCUUGACCAACACCGAUUUUAAUAUUAUCAACUUCAUCAAGACACCUAGCUUCCGGACCUUUAUCUGUCCUCAAUGUGACGAUACGAUCGAAUCUCCUUUUUAUGUGAAGGACCCGCAGACAAACACUGUCAAGGUGACCGAUUCGUGCUGGUCGUACUCGUCCCCGAAGACUCACCAGUCGCCGCGCAAAUCGACUUCGAGCACCGUCGAGGAUGAUCACGGGCCGGGAUGCGGCCAACAAGAGUCGCAGGGGGACCACUCGGAGAAUCCACGAGUCAUCCACCCUGUCGGCUCACACAAGAACCAGGGCAAGCUCAAAUGCAUGAACUGUGAUUGGACAGGCAUCAAACAGGACUUGAGCUUGCACAAGUUUGCCAGCGAGUUCAAGUUCUCUUCCGAGCACCUUUGCCUCAAGACCACACAGGACGCCGUCAACUGUUUGGCCGGAACAUUGACCACACUGGACGAUUUGACCGAUACCAAAAACGCGAUCAAGUUCAACAUCCUAUUCCUCAAAGAGAAAGAUGAACUACCAAGAAUCUACACUGAGCAUGGCCGAUUGAUGGAUGAUUGUCUGUAUCAUUUAACACAAAUACGCCAUUCACUCAAUCUUAAAAUCCUCAAUAACAAAUUAGUGCCAACACGCGAACGAUUCAAGAUCAAGAAUUGUUUCCACAAUCUCCUGAAGUCCUACGCGGUACCCGAGCCAUUUUCAGUCGACCUGAUCCGAUCCAUGCAGCUCGAAACCUUCUUCAUCAAGAAGAUGGUCCACUUGGGCUGGACUGACAUCAACCCUUCCCAACACGGCUCCCAACCGGGUAAGGUGAGGGCGAGCGAGCUUGAUGGUCGCUUUCAGAGUUGCCUGUCACGAUACAAUGCCUUUUCGAGUCUGGCCUCAACCAUCAACCCCCUUCAAGUAUUGAUUCCGACCUUUGACAUCGAUUUGGCGUGGAAAACAGAUAGGCUAAGAGGGAUCGAGUACACUGAAUCGAUGAUGCAAACGAACAAAAAUAUGAUCAGCCAUCCGAACGAAUUAGAUUUGGAUAAAUCCAAGUAUUUGGCCCACUUUCGAUUAACUUCUGCGUUGUGGAUCUCCCGUUAUCACAUAGAAUACUCCAGAUAUCCUGCCCCAUUUGUCAAAAUCGACAGACGGCAAGAUUGGCUGAAGAAAGCUACAAGGGAACCCACUCCCCCACCCGAAUCACCCUCCGUCACCAAGGACUCCAGCCAAACUGGCUCAGCUCGAGAUCGGCCGCCUAUAUUAGCGGCAACAACUCGAUCACCAACAUCGAGUUCUACGACGUGCUCGACUCAUAGACCUGAUAACAGCCAGUUUGUCGAACACCAGCAGGUUGCACUGAACCCACCGAUUAUUUCCUCUCUCGAGCCUGCUUUACUAUCGCCCAACGAUGACCAUCAAGGUGAUAGAAAUGACCACCCGCAAGGCCAUAGCGUUAUGGAGAAUAUCAGUAGAAAUUCCGAAAAGGGGAAGCAGGUCAUCAAGGACACAUCGCAACUUCUGGCCCGAGUAGACAGCAAAAUUGUUGACGAUCACAUCGAAGGAAUCAAGAAUGGACAUCCGGAUAAAGGAAAGCAAGUCGCUCAACCUGAAGACGAUGAUAGCGACUCGUCAAGUGUCGCCACAAAAUUCUCAGUAGAAUCUCUUGCAAUCUCAGACUCGAGCCCCAGCCCCAGCCAACAAAUCCAUCGAACAGCAUCUCAACAAUAUGCACGCAAAAUUUAUCUCGAAUAUACACGGCCAACACCGAUCAGCGCUGCUGACUUCACGCGAAUACAAGAAGAUGUGGCGACACUCGUGCCUAGUCCAGAACAGCCUCACUUUUCUCUUGGGUCUGCUACUCAAUCAACGAAGAUACGAUCGGACUUCUCGCCCACCUUGACCCACCCGGUGAUCGAUGAAACUAGCGAAUGUAAUCGAACGGCAGACGAAAGGCACUUACCCAACCAGACCAAUGCUAGUGAUCGGCAACCAGGAGAAGUUUCGCGGAAGAAAGAAGACGGCAAACGGAUUAACUCGAAUACAGCUCAUCCGCCGAGCCUCAAUGUGGCCGGCAGUGCGCAGACCCGCGUAUGGCCCGGGUCCGACCAAGAUAAUCAUAGUGUGCCUAUUCAGAUGGCAACGGGCAAGAGAAAGAGUGACAGGUGGCCAACGGGCGAAGCCAGUCUGCCGAUCCAUCUCGCUCCAGCCCAUGUCCAGCCCCGGCAUGCUCCCCACAAGACCCCUGCGGCUGCCGCGCCCGGCCUCCACCAGUCCACCCCUCAUCGUGCCCCCACCAGACUAGAGUUCAGCCCGGCCCGCUCGCCCCUCUCCAAGUGCAAGUUCAAGGCCGCAGAGCUGGGCGACGAGCUCUUGGAUAACAAUUUCACCAUACCCAUUGGCAAGAUCGCUUUCGUCGAGGAAGGCAACCGGCUCCGCUGUCUUUGA